Messenger RNA from Prunus armeniaca (apricot), 3075 nucleotides. Lineage: Eukaryota; Viridiplantae; Streptophyta; Magnoliopsida; Rosales; Rosaceae. The record is from the annotation of a GenBank genome assembly.
AUGGUCAGCACACGUUCAGCAGUUCAGCAAUUGUUUCCGUUUGAUCCAGAACCUGAGCAAUCUUUAAGGAGGAGACACAGGGAGCAAAAUUUGCUGCGGGUUCCUUCACUGCAAGGGACUUUUCUGCAGUCUUUAUAUUCUGAGGACCUGCACAGUACAGAAACAAUGGCUUUUGUUAUUCCAGAGGCUGGUGAUCCUUUGGGUAAUUCUUUAACAGCUCAUGCCACUAACAUACCAGGUUGCAUUACAUAUCCAGCAGUGGAAGAAGGGUCUACAUUCGAAAUCAAGCAUCACAUGUUGAGUAUUCUACCUACAUUUCAUGGGUUAUCAACCGAUGAUCCUAACAUGCACAUUGCAGAAUUUUUAAUGGGAUGCAAGAAUAUUUUGGUGAAAGGAUUCUCAGCUGAAUCUAUUAAGCUUCGUCUAUUUCCUUACACAUUGAAAGAUCAAGCAAGGAGAUGGCUCCUCACACUUCCAUCUGGAAGCAUUAGCACUUGGAACCAACUCAGUGAAAAAUUCUUAAACAAAUAUUAUCCAGCUUCAAAGACUCUCGACAUGAGAACUCAAAUUUUAUCUUUUGCCCAAAAACCAAAUGAAGAGUUUCAUGAGGCGUGGGAACGGUUUAAAGAGUUGAAUAGAAAAUGUCCACAUUCUAGUAUUAGCAGUACGGAUCAAGUGCAUAUAUUUUUCAGAGGGUUAAAUAUGACAACAAAAACUCUUGUCAACGCUUCAUGCGGAGGAUCAUACAAGGAUAAAAAUGCACAAGAGGCUUGUUUAUUAUUUGAAAAAAUGGCAGCAGAUACACAGCAAUGGGCAGUUGAGCAGCCACAAUCAAGGUCUGUUUUUGAGAUAUCUAAUGGUUCUCCAUAUAUGUCGGCACAAAUUGAAAAAAUGGAGAAAAAGCUUGAAAGAUUUGAUGCAAAAUUUGACAUGUUAUUACAAAGAAUUCCAGGUUCACAGGUUGCUGUACAGCAACCUUUACCAGCUGCCUGUAGCAUUUGCAAUGUGACAACCCAUGAUUUUUUGAGCUGUCCGCAUAAAGAUGCUUAUCCGGAAUUUGCAGCGGAACAAGUUAAUGCAUUUAAUAAUUUUCAGCGUCCACGAUAUGACCCGUAUUCAAAUGUUUACAACCCGGGUUGGAGAGAUCAUCCUAAUUUUAAGUGGGACAGAGAUCAGCCUGCAAGGCCACAAUUUCAACAACAGGUACAGCAAACUGCUGCGCCUAAGGCUGCUUGGGAGGUUGCAAUUGAAAAAUUAGCAAAUGCCACCAGUCAAGAAUUCCAAAAUCUGCAGGCAACAGUGAAAAACAUAGAAAAACAAAUGGGGCAGAUUGCAUUCCAAGUUUCAGAAAGAGCACCAGGUACAUUUCCUAGCCAAACGGAACAUAAUCCAAGGGGAGGCGCAGAUUGUAAGGCAGUUCGAGUUCUACGUUCGGGUAAAAGUUAUGACAAUAGAGGUGAAAUUUGUGUUGGAAAUUCGCAGGCAGCAUCACAGCCACAAACAGAUUCAGGAAAUUUUGCAGAAUCUGAUAUUGUUACAGAUUCUACAGAGUCUAUGGGCAGAUCUGAAAACAGUGCAAAAAUUGCUGCAGAAACUGCAGAACGUGUUUAUGUGCCUCCAAUGCCUUAUCCCGAAAGGUUGAAGCCCAAAGUUAAAAAUCAACAGUUGACAGAUUUUAUGAAGACGUUGGCCAAAGUUCAGAUCAAUCUCCCAUUGAUUGAUGCAAUUAAGAACAUUCCAUCUUAUGCCAAGUUUUUAAAGGAUGUUUGCACAAAGAAAAAGAAGCUCGUGGAUUUUGAAAAAGUUAUUCUUACAGAACAGUGCAGCGCAGUUUUAUUACAUAAACUGCCUCCAAAGAAACAAGACCCAGGGAGUUUUACAAUUUCAUGCACAAUUGGAAAUUCUAAUUUUAAACGUGCUUUAAUUGAUUUGGGUGCCAGUAUUAAUUUAAUGCCUUUUUCUGUUUUUCAGAGACUAGGACAAGGAGAAAUCAAGCCUACAUCAGUUAUUCUACAACUGGCGGACCGUUCAGUUGCUUACCCUAGGGGAAUUAUUGAAGACCUCAUUAUUAAAGUGGAUAAUCUCUACCUUCCUGCAGAUUUUGUGGUCUUGGAUAUGGAUGAAGAUAUGCAAACACCGAUUAUUUUGGGGCGUCCAUUCAUGGCUACUGCUCGAACCUUAAUUGAUGUUGAGGCUGGAACACUUACACUUAGAGUGCAAGAUCAGUCCGUUGUUUUCAGUUUAUUCGAAAUAACCAAAAGGCCAACUGAUGUGCAAGAUUGUAUGCGUGUGGACAUGUUAGACAGCUUAAUGCAUGCUGAAACUAUGUCCCGUUUGACAUCAGAUCCAUUGUUAAAGGUGUUGCAUGGGUUGGAGAAUAGAAACACUGAAGAUGAAGAGCCCUCUAAAGUACAGCCACCUAAACUGGACUUAAAAGUACUGCCAGGACACUUGAAAUACGCUUAUCUGGGUGCAAAUUCUUCGCUGCCAGUUAUUAUAGCUGCUGACUUAUCAUCAACAGAAGAAGAAAAAUUGCUGCGUAUUUUAAGAAAUUAUCAAGAUGCAAUCGGUUGGACUAUAGCAGACAUUAAAGGGAUCAGCCCUACAAUUUGCAUGCACCGAAUUCUGAUGGAAGAUGGAGUAAAGCCCACCAUUGAUGCUCAACGUCAUAGUAAGUGGGUUAGUGCAACUCAAGUGGUGCCCAAGCGUUCUGGAAUUACAGUUGUGAAGAAUGACAAUAAUGAACUUGUGCCUACACGUUUGACUACUGGGUGGCGUAUGUGUGUUGAUUACAGAAAGAUCAAUACGGGCACUAGAAAGGAUCAUUUUCCAUUGCCUUUCACUGAUCAAAUGUUGGAAAGGUUGGCUGGUCGUGCGUUCUAUUGUUUCUUGGAUGGAUAUUCAGGGUACAACCAGAUUCCAGUUGCACCUGAAGAUCAAGAGAAGACAACCUUUACAUGUCCUUUUGGGACUUUUGCAUAUCGAAGAAUGCCCUUUGGUUUGUGCAAUGCUCCUGCAACGUUUCAACGAUGCAUGAUGAGCAUAUUUUCCGGAUUGGUUGAACAGAUGCAUUAA